AUGCGCACCCUGCGCCAACUGCGCGCCAGGACCGCCGCGGGUCUGCGCAGGGCCCGACCCGCCGCGCCACGGAGCCUGGCCCGACUCCGCCCCCUGGCGCCGGAGAAGCAAGCCGCUCUCUACGUCCACUGGCCUUACUGUGAAAAACGCUGCAGCUAUUGCAACUUCAACAAGUACAUUCCCCGUAGCAUUGAUGAGCCAGGAAUGAGAGACUGCCUCAUUCAGGAGGCCAAAACCUUGAUUCAGCUCAGCCAAGUCCAGAGAAUUACUUCAGUAUUUUUUGGUGGAGGGACACCAAGCAUGGCCAGCCCACUCACAGUUGGUGAUGUCCUGGACAGCAUCUCUCAAUGUGCCCAUUUAGCAGAAGGUGCAGAGAUCACAUUGGAAGCCAACCCCACUUCAGCUGAUGCUUCACGCCUUGCAGAGUUCCAGAGAGCUGGUGUCAACCGCCUCUCCAUUGGCAUACAGUCCCUUAAUGAUGCAGACCUGAAGCUCCUUGGAAGGAACCACACAGCAUCCGAGGCCUUGAGAACUUUAGAAGAAGCCAAGAGACUCUUUCCAGGCCAUACAUCUGUUGACCUCAUCUUUGGUCUCCCGGGUCAGACAGUUACCUCAUGGGUCCAGAAUUUGCAGAGGUUGCUCUCCGUGUGUGAUGACCAUCUCUCUCUCUACCAGCUGACCCUGGAGAGGGGUACCUCUCUCUUCAAACAGGUCUACCAUGGUUACCUGCCCACGCCAGAUGUGGAUGUAGUAGCAGAGAUGUAUGAGUGUGCACGGCACAUUCUGCAGGAUUCAGGUUUUCGUCAGUAUGAGGUCUCCAGUUUUGCUAGAAAUGGAGCACUUAGUGCACAUAACCUGUCCUACUGGCAAGGCAGUCAAUAUAUUGGGCUUGGACCAGGAGCCCAUGGGAGGUUUGUGCCAUGGGGAGAUGGCAAAACCCAUAAAGAGGCCAGGAUACAGACCCUGGAGCCAGAUAUAUGGAUGAAGGAGGUGCGGGCCUUUGGUCAUGGGACCCGAAAGCGGACUGCACUGAGUAAACUGGACAGAUUAGAAGAGGUUCUGAUGCUUGGACUCCGUAUGGAUGUAGGAAUUUCACAUCAGCACUGGCUUCAGUUUGCCCCCACUUUCAGUCUGUGGAAUGUGUUUGGGGAAUCAGAGGAAGUAAAAGAGUUGGAAGAGCAAGACUUGCUGAUUCUAGACGACAGGGGCCUCAGGUGUUCUUGGAAAGGUCUGGCUGCGCUGGAUACUCUACUGCUGACGCUUCUUAGCCAACUUCAGCAAGCUUGGGCAGAAAAAGAAGAAACAUCAGGUGGGACCUGAAGCCUAUA
This is a messenger RNA of Euleptes europaea (tarantolino), 1328 nucleotides long. RefSeq names its product radical S-adenosyl methionine domain containing 1 (gene RSAD1). Bases 1 to 1320 code for a protein of 439 amino acids. Gene Ontology annotation, molecular function: coproporphyrinogen oxidase activity; 4 iron, 4 sulfur cluster binding. Gene Ontology annotation, biological process: porphyrin-containing compound biosynthetic process. The record is from RefSeq and is a predicted model, not a curated record. The transcript has 9 exons. Gene Ontology annotation, cellular component: cytoplasm. NCBI's taxonomy places the organism in Eukaryota, Metazoa, Chordata, Lepidosauria, Squamata, Sphaerodactylidae.